Rhipicephalus sanguineus (brown dog tick) is the source of this 6342-nucleotide messenger RNA. Its product is annotated as septin-7. Gene Ontology annotation, cellular component: cell division site; septin ring; microtubule cytoskeleton. Gene Ontology annotation, molecular function: GTP binding; molecular adaptor activity; GTPase activity. The transcript has 12 exons. The record is from RefSeq and is a predicted model, not a curated record. Bases 16 to 1722 code for a protein of 568 amino acids. NCBI's taxonomy places the organism in Eukaryota, Metazoa, Arthropoda, Arachnida, Ixodida, Ixodidae. Gene Ontology annotation, biological process: cytoskeleton-dependent cytokinesis; cilium assembly.
GUCGUGGUCGCACCGAUGCCGGCGCUUCCCCGCCGGUCGGCGUCCUCGGGGGCCGCCGACGUGCCCACCGCGCGGCUGGGCUACCGCUACGCGGGCCUCGAGCGCUUCUCUGGUCGGCCGCGAGUCUACGAAAGCCCGUCGUCGUCGCGCUCUUCUUCCCCGCCGCCACUGCCCGAAAAGCAGCCGCCUCCGCUGCCACCGUCGUCGCAGCCGUCAUCCUUCACGGCCCUGACCUUGACCAGCUCCCUGUCUACCAAGCGGGAGCUGUUCUUCCGCGAUGGACCGGUGCCCCCGGCUGCGCCCGGCGCCGGCGGCCUACUGGGCCUGAGCAAGGAUUCGGCCGGCAGCUUGUCUUCGUCUGGAGGCGGCGGCGGCACGGCACCGCCGUCGUACGCUUCGAGUGCCGGGAGCCGCGAGGUUGCCGAAGGCUACGUGGGCUUCGCCAGCCUGCCCAACCAGGUCUAUCGCAAGGCGGUCAAAAAGGGCUUCGAGUUCACCCUUAUGGUGGUCGGUGAAGCUGGACUUGGAAAGUCAACGCUCAUCAAUUCUAUGUUCCUGACGGACAUCUACUCAAAUGAAUAUCCGGGCCCAUCUCACCGUGUAAAGAAAACUGUAGAAGUGGAGACCACUCGAGUUCUUCUAAAAGAAGGCAGCGUCAACCUAACACUGACCAUUGUAGACACACCGGGCUUUGGCGAUGCUGUUGACAACACUCAGUGUUGGCAGCCGAUAAUCGACUACAUCGAAGCAAAGUAUGCAGAGUACCUCGAUGCAGAAUCACGAGUACAUCGGACAACAUUGCCCGAUAACAGAGUUCACUGUUGUCUUUACUUCAUUGCACCUUCAGGACAUGGGUUAAAGCCUCUGGAUAUAGAAUUCAUGAAGCGGCUGCACGACAAAGUCAACAUCAUUCCUGUGAUUGCUAAAGCAGACACUAUGACGCCGGAGGAGUGCAGUCUAUUCAAGCGAACGAUUUUGAAUGAGAUCACGCAAAACAAAAUCCGUCUUUAUGAAUUUCCUGAUCCAGAAGAUGAAGAAGAGAGCAAACUGCAAAAGCCACUUAAGGAACGUGUACCCUUUGCUGUUGUAGGCAGCAAUACAGUGGUUGAAGUAAAUGGUCGGAGAGUCAGGGGUCGCAAGUAUCCUUGGGGAGUAGCAGAAGUCGAGAACAUGGACCACUGUGACUACAUUGCCUUGAGGAAUAUGCUCGUGAGGACUCAUAUGCAGGACCUGAAGGACAUCACAAACAGUGUCCACUAUGAAAACUACCGUUGCCGAAAGCUUGCUGGUGUAGGAGGCGCCGGGGAGCCAGGUCAUGGCAGAUCCAACAAGAACCCACUGGCCCAAAUGGAAGAGGAGAAGAAAGACCAUGAAGCUAAGAUGCAACGCAUGGAGAAGGAGAUGGAGCAGGUCUUUGAGAUGAAAGUCCGCGAGAAGAUGCAGAAGCUUAAAGAGUCUGAAGCAGACUUGCAGAGAAGGCACGAGCAGAUGAAGAAAGGGCUGGAGCAGCAGAAGCUCGAGCUAGAAGAGAAGCGGCGCAACUUCGACAAGGAGAAGACCACUUUUGAAAUGGCCCACAGGGAUAUGGAGGAUGUCUUCCGCAAAAUGGCUGUGGACAGCAACUCUAAAGAAUUGCGCCGGUCUGUCUCUGAGGACCACUUCAGUAGCCGCAAAUGCAUGCAGUAUGCUGCGCCUGUCCGAAAGAACUGCAAGCAGAUGUAGAGAGUGAUGCACGCCCCUACUACCAACCCUUCAUCCGCCACCUCGGCACCCACCUUGCCUUUGGCCGGCUAUAGUUAUUUUUUUUUCUUUUGCAUCUUACCCAGAGUUCAGUGGACUGGCACAUCCUUCUCUUCUUUUGCGCUUUAUUUUUCUCUGUAUACAGCACAGUACCAAGUUAUUAUUUUUCUGUCAAUGUCACUUGUUUUACUUGAGUUCUUCUCUUCUGUGAUGAUUUUCGAAGGUGUGUGAAUGCUUCAUGACAUGUGCAAGAUUAGUGUUUCCGAUUUUGUUGGCCGUUCUGGCAUCAUUCAAGCAACAACCCAUAGAACGACUGUUCGCAGACUUUCUCAGGCAUGCUGCAGGUUCAUUUACUACCCUCCACGAUAAGAAUUUCUAUUUUUACAUCACUCGCAUCUCUUGAAAGGUGCCUCUUUUAUAGUGUUUUCAUUAUUUCAUUACAAUUUUCCACAAUUCUCCAUUCUCUUGCGUGUUCUGUGCCACUGCCCUCCAUGCCAGCCUAAAAUGGGCAAAGAACCAUCCCUGCAUAGCUUACAGUGCUGUUCACCCGAUCAUCAUGCACAUCAUAUUUAUGACAAGGACUUCUUGCAUGUUUUUCCCCCCCACUUUGCACUUUCUGUGGCAUUACGUCAAGGUUGAACUUUGUUCCCCAUGUUGCAGUCUUCAUUCAUGUUACAGUUGAGCUGUGGUUAUCCAAUUCUGCAUUGUAAAUAACACUGCAGCCCUUAUUUCAAAGGCAGCACAUCCUUGUCAUUUUGAGCUAAAUAAUCUGGUCACAACUGUUUUUUAUUGCACUUAUACUUUGCACAUUGUUGUUACAUUUUUAUGUUUUUGGUCCUUUGUUGCAUUGUUAUAUAUUAUAUUGUCAUACUGUUGAUUAUAUAGCGUGUUCAAGUUUUGUGUGUCUAUCAGCCCAGAAGGUUUACAUAUUAUAGGCUUUCCUGUUCUCAAGCAUUUUAUGCCAUGGGUACUGGGUUGCAGCUUGAACUUAUUUCCUUUCCUUCAGAAAAAAGUAUCUAUCACACUUUGUCUACUUUUGAUGCAGUUUAAUAUAUUUAUAUUUUAUUGUACAUCACCAUAAUUGGGGCAUAAUUUUGUGAUAAACAUGACCAAGGAGCACCUUGUUUCUUUCUAGUCCAACACAUAUUUGUUGUGACUUAGGAAACAGCAUCUCAGCUAGCUUUUUUUUUUCCCCCGCUGUUGGAAAAAAAAAGACUUGACAGGUAACCUGUGACUGAAUUGUUAAUGGUAUGUUUCCAGUGUAUGCUUUCUUAGCUAAGUAGUGAGCACAAGAACUGUGUGGGUUGUUUGUUACAGCUGUGACUAGUAGCAUUAUAUGAUACAGGGAACUAGUGCUGCAAAGGCUCAUUAAUUCGAAUUCUGUUCAUUCGAACUGACACCCUGGUCCUUGCACAGCCCUGUGUAUUUCUGUGGGCGAAAACUCCCGUUAAUUCGAGUGCGUCGGUAUCCACAACGCUUAAUUCCAACUGGGAGCCUUUGGUUUUCAUCGCUUCUUGCAGAAGUUGGCCAAGAGUGAUCACAGUGUGUUGCAGAACCAAACCAAAUUUACUGGAGAUGCAAAAGAAUUCGGACGCUGCGCUUGGGCUCUUGGGCAAGGUGCAAACGAUGCUAAUGGAGUCGCGACAGAAAAAAUGCAAGCAAAUGCAAAUUACUGAUUACAUAAUUUUUUUAUUGCAUUGACUCAGCCAUGUAAAUAAGUGUCUUUGGGAGCAUAAAUAGCAUCAUAUAUUUCGACAUUAAGGCUCACUGCUUACGCGGGGGCUUCUUUAGAUUCUGCCCGUGUAGUGUGGCGCAAUGUCCGUUCAUUCUAGCUCCUGCCCGCUUAUUCGAACUCCGCUUAAUUAGAGCGAUUUUUAAAGUCCCCUUAGAGUUCGAAUUAACGAGCAUUUACUGUAUACAGUCUGUGCAUUCCAGUGACUGGUAGCAGGAACUUAAACUUAGAACAAGCUGUUCCUUGAAGGUGGCAUAUUUUACUAUUAGAUUGGAAUGAAUUUGUGGCACAGCAUGGCUUGCACUACAAACUAAAGAUAUAAGGAAACCACUACUUCUUUAACUUAUUGCCUUUGUAAUGAAAUGCAUGACACAUUCAUCCUACCACGUGAUUCGAAUGCUUUCUGCCAGUUAGUGAGAGGUUAAACACAAUCACCAGCACAACUUGUACACGCCUGUGGUCAUCAGUAAACAUGUCUAAGAUUACGCGCACGUCUUUGCUCCUGCGGACUGAAGCAAGUGCCUGAUCUCAAUAGAUGGCCUUACACUGGUGGCCUUUUUGUGGUUCAUUCUGAUAGUUUCAAGUGGUAACCGCUAGUAUGCUGUCACCAAUAAUCAAGACUGCAGUGUUUGUCGAGUAUGGAGCUUCAAGUUUUUAUCUCAACUAUCAGGACUAUCAGCUUUAUCAAGUCAAACUUGCACCUUGAUAUCUGUGUUGUGUUAAUGUUUUAUUUUCUAACAAAGAAAGAGGACAUUGCCUCUCCUCUCUCUCUCUCUCUAUUUUUUUGGUAGAUGUUGCCCAAUGCUUCAGCCUUGCACGCACGUCAGUGUCAAGUGUAAUAUGUUCCUGAUUAUUUGUUUCAUCAUUCUCUGCAUUGCUGGUACUAGCUAUAUGCGGGCUUUCACAUACCAAAAAGUUAUUAUUUUUAUCUUGUUUAUUGUUUUAUGUUAUGUUCUGUUUUAUAGUUUAAAAUAGUUUUUGUUCUGACUGAACAUAUGGCAGGGUCUUGCGUUAAAAAAACAUUGAAAAGCAUACAUCAAAGCUCUGGAACUCAGUUAAUAUGGGGUUCUAUGGCUCAUGACUAGGGAAGUUGAGCAUCAUGUUAUAGCUGAAAUGUCCGGUGUAUGUUUUCAUCUUUUCUCAUGAUAUUUUUGCUAGGCGGGAACCAAUGCUUCUUCUGUGCAUGCUCCCUUCACUUUUUAUGCUUGUUUCCAUUCUGAUUAUUUGCAUUACAUUUUAAUUCUAGACAACCCUCACGUUGCUUACUUACAAUGGACAAUACCUUUCUUGUUGGUUGUUCAUGGCAGAAACCUGUUUCAGGGGUCUUUGGUCAUUCCAUAAACAGUGUGCUCGUUUUCUUCCAUGCCCUAAUUGGAAUUGCUUUAGGUAAAUAAUGUGUUUAGCUUGUAGAGGCUAUGAUGAAAGGCUUUAUGUCAAGUACGCUAUGCUCCUGCCUUUUAUUUUAAAUUGAAGGUGGCAAGAUGAAGCCACAAAGAGCUCUGAUAAAUUUUUUAUUGCCGUUCACGUGUCUGCUUCCAGACAACUGCUCACGUGUUGCAGCACAGCUGCACUAAAUCUGUAUGAGAGAUAAUUAAAAUUUAUAGCACUAAGCCAGGCACUCUUGGUUGAUCAUCAAAUUAUUGACCAUAUGAGUAGUACAGUUUCUAUGCACUGUUAUGGCCUUCUAUAGGAAAAGCACAUAUUGUGGUUUGCCUUUGUGAUGUAGCAUCACGAAUUUUUGGCAAGGCUAGCAAAGUGUGGGAGCUCAUACUUUAAGAAGAGAGCCUGUAAUUUAUAGCUGAAACUUGGAAGUUUCUGAGAAAUGAGAGAAUUUGGAUUCAAAGAGUGUAAUGAAUGAGUAGCUAAAAAAAUUUGCCAAUUGAAGGGGGUGGAUGGGAAUAGAUAUAUAAUCCUGCCAAAUAAUGUGCUGCAUACUUAUCCUUAUGGUUUCAAAUGGCUUUGCCUAUAGCCUAUUUUGUUAUUGUGAGCCACGUUAGCCCAUAUUGUAUUGUAGGGAAUAUUGGUAUACAUUUUGUGGAUGCCUCACCUCCUCUACCACUCAUUAGUGGUAGAGGAGGUGUUCCUAAAACAAUUCGCUUGUAAAACAGGCUCAUGAUUGUGCAGUGCUAAUUUGCCAAUCAGUAAUAAGUGCCAGCCAGUCGUGACGUUUUCUCUGGCUGAACAACUUUAGGAAUGACUACUGACAUAAGCAAAUUGCUCAAUAUUCUUCGUAACUGGGUCAUCCAAAAGGCACCAUUACUUCAUGCUUUUGUGAAUAAUUUGUACUUACCUGGGCCUGCAACUCACUACUCAUAAGAUCAUGACAGAGGUCACAUUUGGCUUAUGCUUUCGGAGCAAAAAAGCAGCAAAGUAAUUUGUCAUAGAUGCUACGAUUCUUGUUCACAGUCCUUAAUGUUCACCAUGUGUCAUGCUUGCAUUGUUUCGUCACAAUCGCUGCAGGUUUUCAUUUGUAAUGAUUGUUUUGGGAGUAUGGCUUGGGCAUGGUUUUGUUGUCCAAUCCAUGCAUGAGCUGUGUUCAGCAAUAAUGCAUUGUAAUUUAAAGGUGGUAUUGAGACUUUAAGUGACUGGUUUCAAAAGAAAUUCGGCCUGGGUGGUGAAGUCGCCACAAAAUGUUUUGAAAAAUCAACAUAUUUUUUAUAUUGCUCUUGCAUUGCAUCAUUGCAUAUAGUCAUUGAAAUAUCACCAUAUUGAAAUGGUAAAAUUUUACUCGUUUGGCUGCAAUUGAAAACAUCCUAUUUUGAGUUUGCCUUGCCUCGUUUAAAGUAACUUAAGGAUCUCUUUACCCGGGUACCCAUUACUAAAUGUAUAUGCCUUGAAAAAUAAAUUGAUUUGAUAAUAUAACACUGAAA